ACUAUCCAUUUAUUAUCUUAUUUUCUAUAUGCAUACAAAUAAAAUGGUGGGAAAAGAAAAAGAAUAUGAAUAUAUUUUCAAAAAAUAAUUUUUAAUGUUAAAAAGGUGAAUUAUGUUUUAAUUAGUAUAAAAUUAAUUUGUUUUAAAAAAAAUAUUUUAAGUAUAAAAGUAUUGUGUUUUUUGUAUUUAUUUUUUUCGAAGAAUUAAUUUUUGUAAAUAAUAUUCUUUCAAAAAUAAUAUUUUAAAAAAGUUAAAAAAUCCAAGAAUAUGGGGGUGUUUGGUAGGCUGGCGGCAGUUGCAUGCAAAAGUGAGGUUGGCCGCUGCCGCUGGCCCGUGUCGUGAUACGUGGUCUCACCUCUUAUUUUUAUUUUUUUUGUUUUCCUUUCUUGGCCUCUGCAAAGCAAAGUUGGAAACGCCUUCAAUGUUACAGUAAAAUUUCCACACUAUAUAUAUAUAUAUUCUUGUAUCGCUCUCCUGGGGUGUCACUGUAAGGUCUGCUCUAUAGUUUUUGGUUUUUGGAUCUUGGGAAGUGCUUGGAUUACAGAAUCUUGGCUCGUUUUAGAUUUCAGUAAAGCGGUUUGAUUUUGAGAAUAAGGGACAGAGGUUAAAGGGUUUUCUCUGAAAUCAAGGGGAAAGAAUCGAAUUGUGCCUUUCAUCUGGGUUUGAGCGCAGAGAAGACGGACAGUUUGUUUAUUGAAAAUGGUUACUAGAACAGUGGAUCUCCGGUCUGACACAGUCACCAAACCCACUGAAACAAUGAGGGCUGCAAUGGCAAUUGCUGAGGUGGAUGAUGAUGUAUUGGUUUGUGACCCUACUGCCGAGCGCCUUGAAACAGAAAUGGCAAGGAUCACAGGGAAGGAAGCUGCUCUGUUCGUUCCAUCAGGCACCAUGGGCAACCUCAUUAGUGUGCUUGUUCACUGUGAGGUGAGGGGAAGUGAAGUCAUUCUAGGAGACAAUUCCCAUAUACAUAUAUAUGAGAAUGGAGGCAUUUCAACCCUUGGAGGUGUGCAUCCGAGGACAGUGAAAAAUAAUGAAGAUGGAACUAUGGAUAUCAAUCUCAUUGAAGCAGCCAUCAGAGAUCCAAGAGGGGAGCUUGUGUACCCAACCACAAGGCUUAUAUGCUUGGAGAACACGCAUGCCAACUGUGGUGGUAGAUGCCUUCCUGCAGAAUAUAUAGACAGAGUUGGAGAGUUAGCCAAGAAACAUGGGUUAAAGCUUCAUAUUGAUGGAGCCCGUAUUUUCAAUGCAUCAAUUGCACUUGGUGUACCAGUUCACAGGCUUUUACAAGCUGCUGACUCAGCUUCGGUAUGUCUCUCAAAGGGUUUGGGUGCUCCCGUUGGAAGUGUGAUUGUUGGUUCCAAAAGUUUUAUUGCUAAGGCUAGGAGGCUGAGGAAAACCUUAGGUGGUGGGAUGAGACAGGUUGGUAUCAUUUGUGCUGCUGCUUUAGUUGCACUGCAAGAGAACAUUGCAAAGCUUGAGGGUGAUCACAAGAAAGCUAAGAUUUUAGCUGAAGGACUGAAUCAAAUUAAGGGCCUAAAAGUCAAUGUUACUUCAGUGGAGACCAAUAUUGUAUAUUUUGAAAUAGUGGAGGGCUCAAACAUCACGGCAGAAAAACUAUGCAAGUACUUGCAAGAACAUGGCGUGCUUAUGAUGCCAGAGAGCUCGUCGAGGAUUAGAGUUGUGCUCCACCACCAAAUAUCAGGAACUGAUGUGCAGUAUACAUUGUCAUGCAUUCAGCAAGCUGUAACUGGAGUCCAUGAUUGCAACGGCGACUUGAAAGAAAUUUCUGUCUAAAAUGAUUUAGUGUUUGUGUAUGCCAUGCUCUAAAUUUCAAGGACAUAAAACAUACUGAAUCACCCUUGAGUCUCUCUGAGUGAGACUUUUUCAGUAAGAAACUGCAUUGUAUGUUGAAUGUUUUAGAAUAAUUAUGGUUUGCCUGGUUUUGGCUUUUGUUACUGUGAAACUGAAUGAAAUGUCGAAUGCUGCUUCUACA
Vitis vinifera (wine grape) is the source of this 1993-nucleotide messenger RNA. Its product is annotated as low-specificity L-threonine aldolase 1. Bases 700 to 1794 code for a protein of 364 amino acids. Gene Ontology annotation, molecular function: L-allo-threonine aldolase activity. Gene Ontology annotation, biological process: L-threonine catabolic process; glycine biosynthetic process. The transcript has 11 exons. Gene Ontology annotation, cellular component: cytosol. The record is from RefSeq and is a predicted model, not a curated record. Lineage: Eukaryota; Viridiplantae; Streptophyta; Magnoliopsida; Vitales; Vitaceae.